AUGGCAGCUUCGGGGGCUGGUGACCCUCUGGAUGCUAAGCGUGGAGAGGCCCCGUUCGCUCAGCGUAUCGACCCGACUGGGGAGAAGCUGACACCUGAGCAACUGUAUUCCAUGCGGCCGGCGCAGCUUGCCCAGUGGCAGAAGGUCCUACCGCGGCGGCGGACCCGGAACAUCGUGACCGGCCUAGGCAUCGGGGCCCUGGUGUUAGCUCUUUAUGGUUACACCUUCUACUCCAUUUCCCAGGAGCGUUUCCUAGAUGAGCUAGAAGACGAGGCCAAAGCUGCCCGAGCCCGAGCACUGGCAAGGGCAUCAGGAUCCUAA
Molecule: messenger RNA, 321 nt
Organism: Macaca mulatta (Rhesus monkey)
Lineage: Eukaryota; Metazoa; Chordata; Mammalia; Primates; Cercopithecidae
Product: cytochrome c oxidase assembly factor 3 homolog, mitochondrial
Biological process (GO): mitochondrial respiratory chain complex IV assembly
Cellular component (GO): mitochondrial inner membrane
Source: RefSeq, a predicted model, not a curated record